CUCUUAGGCCCGGCCAUUCCUGCCAUUACCUCGGACUUUCGGACGCUCGACCAUAUCAGUUGGUAUACAAGCGCCUACCUGCUGACACAGAUGCCAUUCCAGCUCGUCUUCGGCCGAGUCCUGGGAUUUUUCGAGCCAAAGCUGUUCUACAUGGCAGCGAUGCUUGUAUUCGAGGUUGGCUCGGUCUUGUGUGCCACGGCACCGAGCUCAGCAGUUUUCAUCCUAGGUCGGGCAGUCUCCGGUGUCGGGGCAGCGGGCAUCAUGGCUGGCGGCUUCGCCAUCCUCGGGCACACACCCAUGCGCGAGCGGCCCCGGCUAAUGGCUUUCUUCUUCGCGAUGCAGUCGGUCGCCUAUACGGCGGGGCCUAGCAUCAGCGGAGCCCUAACGGACUCAUAUCUCACCUGGCGUUUCAACUUCUGGAUUCAGUUGCCCCUAGGAGUCGUGGCCCUUGCAACGUUCCACUUCGUCGUCGACAGCGUUCCUAACCCCAACUGCGACCUGCCUCUCCUUACGAAGCUCAACAGGUGUGACCCAAUUAGCACAGGGCUGUUGAUGUCCUGGUUGGUGCUCCUGUUCCUUGCCCUCGAGUGGGGGGGCAGCAGUCUUCCCUACUCGUCUCCGCAGGUCUGGGGAUGCCUGCUCGGCGCGGGGCUACUUGCUAUAGCCUUUGCGGCUUUGCAGGUCCGAAAGAAAGACGACGGCCUUGUGCCCCUCCGGUUAAUCAACCAGCGCACUGUAGCUUGCUGCUGUGCCUUCUCGGCGCUCUACGGCGCCGCCAACGUUACGCACAUUACCCUGCUCCCGACAUAUCUGCAGACCGUGCACGACAUCAGCGCCACCUUGUCCGGCGUCUACCAGCUGCCAAUCACCUUUUCCAACAUUAUCAGCGUCGCCAUAUCCUCCCAAGCCAUAAGCACGUGGGGCCACUUUCUCCCCUUCCUCCGCGCGGGGCCCCUCGUCUACCUUGUGGGCUCCGUGCUCUUCCAGCAACUCCGCACCACGAGCGGCCCCGCGUGGUACAUUGGCUCCGAGAUCCCCAUUGGCGCUGGGUUCGGCUUGGCUAUCCACUCGUCCGUCCUGGCGAUCCAGGUCGUGGUCUCUCCCCAUGAUAUGCCGCUGGCCGCAGUCAUGGAGUUGUUCUCACAGCAGCUCGGGCGCGCGGUGGGGAUCAGCAUCGCGCAGUCCAUAUUCGUGCAGAAUCUGCAAGCCGGUCUGCGCGGUGUCGUCGAUGCAAGCGGCGGCAACAGUAGCACCAGCAGCAGCAACAGCAGCAUCGUGAGCGACUUGGCCGGCCAGGGUCUGCAGGAGAUGAUAGACAGCAUGAAGGCGCUGGAGCCCGCGUCUCAGGCAGCAGUGCGUGAGGUGCUCAACGGAGCUCUUACUACCGCGUUCAUCCUGCCGGUCGCAGCAACAGCCGGGGCUGCCGUGCUGACGUGGUUUGUGGAGACCAGGACUAUCGACGUCUCAAAGAAGGCAGGCAGGGCGAGCGGCGGUGAUGAUGCAGAGCAGACUCAGAUUAAGAGUGGGGGUCGUCAGGGAGAAGACACGACUGUCGCAGCAAUCGGCGAAAAAAACACGGAUCGAACUGCGCCAGAAGUUGCUCCUGGUGAUGAUGCAAGAGUCGACGCCAGUGGUGGUGUAAAGGGGGGGCUGACAGCAGCCAGGGUUAAUACUCGCAAGGAUAAUCGUGGCUCAAGUUAUUGA
Molecule: messenger RNA, 1704 nt
Organism: Microdochium trichocladiopsis
Lineage: Eukaryota; Fungi; Ascomycota; Sordariomycetes; Xylariales; Microdochiaceae
Product: major facilitator superfamily domain-containing protein
Exons: 4
Biological process (GO): transmembrane transport
Molecular function (GO): transmembrane transporter activity
Source: RefSeq, a predicted model, not a curated record